Messenger RNA from Xenopus laevis (African clawed frog), 2687 nucleotides. RefSeq names its product protein kinase C delta type-like. Lineage: Eukaryota; Metazoa; Chordata; Amphibia; Anura; Pipidae. The record is from RefSeq and is a predicted model, not a curated record. Bases 198 to 1244 code for a protein of 348 amino acids. The transcript has 11 exons.
CUCAUACUUUAUUUGCCUUCAGUGCCAGCUGUUAUUUGAACAAUUUCUGGAUCUGGAGCAUCAACACUAAGAUGCCAAUUUGCUGACCUGAAUUUAUGCUGCAUGGGAGCAUCUGUAUCACCUAAAGGAGAGGUACUUUGGGAAAGAGAGAAGAACAAGAGAAGAAGUAGAAGAAAAUCUGCAGAAAAGGAAUUCAAAUGGAUAAAAAAAAGAAGACGAGAAGCAGAAGCCCAGAGGAGACCCCAACUGACACAAGAGCACAGAAGAGGUAUCGAGUGGACGACACAACUCCGCCGCCCUUCAAUAUCAACAACUAUCAGCUCAUAAAAAAGCUGGGGAAGGGCUCCUUUGGCAAGGUGAUGUUGGCUUCUUAUACCAUCAAGAGCCAGCUCGUCGCUGUGAAGAUAAUAAAGAAGAAAAAGAAGACAGACUACCAUGAUAUCGAGAUGGAGGCUACAAUACUGCGGUUAGGUCACACAUGUCCAUUUCUUAGUCGGGCAUAUGCAAUCUUCCAAACUGAGUCACUCGUGUUGUUCAUCUUGGAGUAUGCCAGAGGUGGAACGCUGCACAAGCUUAUCAAACGUCACCGAUAUCUGAACAGCCAGGAAGCACAGUUUUAUUCGGCGGAACUUGUCCUGGGUUUGAGGUACCUGCAUAAGUAUGGGAUUAUUCAUCGCGACCUCGAGCCAAGAAACAUCUUACUGGAUGAAGAGGGACACGUGCAGAUCGCCGAUUUUGGCUUUGCCCAGGCUAGAAAGUUUGACUCAAAGGCUUGUCAUGGUACUGGAGGAGCAUCGGGAUAUAUGGCACCUGAGGUUUUGGAGGACGUUCCAUACAACUCAUCAGCGGACUGGUGGUCGUUCGGUGUUGUCGUCUAUGAAAUGGCCACUGGCAAGCUGCCCUUUUCACCAAAUGGAACCUUUCAAGAACAGCUGGACAACAUCACUAACACGGAGCCAUAUUAUCCAGAAACGCUUACACCUGAAUUUCGUGACUUCAUACAACAGCUCUUGAAGACGAAGGUAGAACAUCGCCUUGGAGUCUACGCCAAUGCCCAGGACCACCCAUUUUUUUCAUCAGUUAAUUGGGAGACAGUAAAAGAACGAAGCAUGGUGCCCCCUCUAAAACCAAGAAUUAAACAAAUUGAUAUGCUCAGCAACAUUCCCUUCCCAGAAAACAAAAUCAGAAAGACCGGCAUGAACAAGGAAUUCACCUACAUAGAUCCGAGUUGGCUAGACAAGUAAUUGUGCCAUCACCAAGCUGGCUUCUCAACACGCAUAAUAACUGACUCAUUUGGUGCAGGUUUGUAGCACUGUGGAUAAGGUAAGUAAGACCAAGGUAGCCGGGGGCUAUUUUUUUAUUUUGUUUUAGGUUUAAAAAAAGAAAAAGAAAACCUUUUCCUCCUUUUCCCAGUUAUGGUUUUAUCUCUACUUUCCAAUGUAGCCUCUGUACUUUCUCUUUACUUUCUUAAAUAAGACAAAAUGGGAUUUAUAAGUGCAAAACAAGCCCCUGAUAAUAAUAGGAAGCUUAUUAACUUGCCCAACUAGACCAAUAAUAAAUUAAAUUAAAACAGUGAAGGCACUGUAUGUAAUUUAACAUAGAUAAAGAAUCGAUAUUUAUUAAGGUUGUUUUCUUAAUAUUAGUAAAAUAUUUAAAAAAGCACAAAAAUAGAAAAAGUAUAUAAGGCUAAAAGUAUAAUGCACACAGUCCUGGUGCUUAUACCCCACAAUUUAAAAACAGGGGUAUUCAUUCAAAUGGAUCCACUCAGGCCAUGAAGCAAACAUAAAAUUUAUAAAGCAUCCUCAAAAAAACCAGGGGAAGCAAAUAGCGAAAAGUCGCCGCGAGUCAAAUCGCGGCGCUAUCGCCUAGUGUGGCCUUAGCCUUAAUUAGCACCAUAAUACAGCAUUUAAGGUAGAGAAACAAACACUUUUUUAAUACUGCUUUGAUAAAAAUUGGCUUCUCGAGUCCCAUUUUAAUGUAGCUUUAAUCCUAUAUUCAUCACCAACACAAAGACCUAGCCACAUUUUCCAUUCUAAAUUUCUUCCUUUGCAAUGUCUCUGUGCUUUCUCUAAUGGUUUGGUUAGACCCCCUUGUUAACAAAAUCUUUAAGAAGACAAAAUGGGAUUUAUAACUGCAAAAAAAGCCCCUGAUAAUAAUAAUUAUAAUAAUAGGAAGCUUAUUAACUUGCACAAAUAGAUCCAUAAUAAAUUAAAUUGAAACAGUGAAGUCACACUAUGUAGUUUAACAUAGAUACAGAAUAGGUAUUUAUUAAGGUAUUUUUCUUAAUAUAGCAAUAUAUUUAAAAAAAACACAAAAAUAGAAAAAGUAUAUAAGGCUUACAGUAUAAUGCUCAGAGCCCUGCUGCUUAUACCCCACACUUUAAGCAAGCCAGAAUAUACUUAAAACAGGGGUAUUCAUUCAAAUGGAUCCACUCAGGCCAGUAAGCAAACAGAAAACUUAUAAAGCAUCCUCAAAGAAGCCAGGGGAAGCAAAAAGUCACUCCUGGUAACUUUAAGAGCUGAAAUUGCUGGAUUGAUUCCCAGCAUUUCGUUUAACAAGGUCUGUGAUCUCACUAGAGGGAAGGGAUGGGGGUGGGCAAAGCUAGUGGGUUGUGAGUGGUCAUUUAUCAAUUUUUGGCCAAUCACAAUGCACUAGUGGCGUCCCUCUAUUGAUACCACAAACCGCAA